Entamoeba invadens IP1 is the source of this 888-nucleotide messenger RNA. RefSeq lists its product as hypothetical. Gene Ontology annotation, biological process: regulation of GTPase activity. NCBI's taxonomy places the organism in Eukaryota, Evosea, Mastigamoebida, Endamoebidae. The transcript has 2 exons. The record is from RefSeq and is a predicted model, not a curated record. Bases 1 to 888 code for a protein of 295 amino acids.
AUGUUGAAAAUGCCUGGUUUAGACAAUCCCGAGAUGUGGGACUCGAUCCGAGAAACACUUUCAGGAGAGGGAGUUCUAAUACAAGUUCUGAUGACCAAUUUACAAGAACAAAUAGAAAAGAGUAGUGACAGUAAUCAGCUCUUCAGAGAAAACAAUGGAUUAACACAUUUGAUGGGGUCAUUCCUCAAGAAAGAACUCAAAAAUCUUGGAGUUGUGUUAGUUGUCCCCAUUCUAAGAGAAAUUGAAAACCUCAAUUUUACUCUGGAAAUUGAUCCGACUAAAGUCAACUUCCACGAGUCGGUUAAAAGUGUCCAGGCGCUUCAAAGGAUCUUGGGAGAGUAUGUGUUUGACCGAUUAAAUAGCUUUGAAGACGAGUUCACACCAAAUGUAAAAUUCAUCUUUCAAUUCAUAAAAACGGAAGUUGAAAAGAAGUACAAAGGCUGCGGUUUCAUCACGGUUGGAGGAUUCCUCUUCUUGAGAUUCAUCACACCAAUCCUCGUUAUGCCAAAACGAUUUUUGUCGAAUGUGACGGAACCGAGUCAAGCCUCAAGACGGUCUUUGAUGUUAGUUGCGAAAGUCAUGCAGGCUAUAGCAAACCAAUCGAUUGAACCAUUUAACGAGCUUUGUAUGACUGCGUUCAAUGAUUAUGUUGUUUCACAGUAUGUUUCUGUCAAUGUGUUUCUGGACCAUAUCAGUUCCAUUGAAGAGAUGCCAACAACAGAAACAACAGUGUCUGAAAGUCAUGUCUAUAAUACCGUCGAAAUGGUUCUAAAUGGAAUAGUUAAUCUGAUGCCUUUGUAUAAAAUGGAAUUCUUUAAACUCCUCGAACAACAGAGGGGAAUGGCUUACCAAUUUAUUCAUGUCGUCGAAAACGUUCAAAGAAAGUAG